AUGUGAGAAUUUGUCUGGCAACCCUGCUAACGUGUUUAUCCCGUUAUCGAAUAGUAGAACUAUAGUCAACAAAUAGAUAAUUGUAUUUCUGUGAUAUUUAUUUUAUAUUACAUCAUUAAUCCAAUGACAUUACGGAAACAUAUUGGCCAAUCACAUAUCCCUAAGAAAAAGGAGAAAUUAUAGUGACAUAACGUUUAUCUGUUUAUCCUCUAGAGUUCGAUAUUUUUACUAUGAGACUAUGCUAUUCGUAACACACGUAAUGAUCUAUGCUUUGUGUCAUCUUGGCAGUACUGACUGACAGUGAGUAAACAUUGAGAUUUACUGACAGUACUGACGGUGAUAAAAAACGAUCGCGGUUUUUAUGAAAUUAUCAGAAAACAUUGAUAAUUUAAUAUAGUGAUGUUAACAUUUAUGAUAUAAUUAAAAUUUUAACAUAAUUUAAGUUGCACUAGAAAUUAUGUCGUUAUUAAAAGGAUGUAUUAAUAUGUAAAAUUAAUUCAUUUGUUAUUAUGAGGCAAAUUGAAUAUACAUGAUCUAAUUCGAUGAUUGAAUGACAAUUUUCGAAGUUAUAACUAUUAAAUUAUUAAUUCAUGAUAUUUCCUUACUCAAAAAUAAUGCGUCACAUAACCGAAUAUCGCAGAUCUAUUGAUGAAUACAAACCUAUUUCGCCUAUAAAAAGAAAAAUGAAAUUGUAUUGGAUUUUAGCUGCAUUUAGAAUUUUUUUGACUUUUAUUCCACAAACUGGAUAUAUACAUCCGGAUGAAUAUUUUCAAGCUAUAGAAGUUAUAUCAGGAGAUCGUUUUGACAUAGAUGUUUACAAACCAUGGGAAUAUAAUGCAACAUUUCCCAUUCGAACUGUUUUUAUACCGCAAAUAAUUGUGGGCACAUCCUAUUCAGUUUUAAAAUUUCUUUCAUCCUAUGCAUUUUAUUUCUUUGGUAUAUCCUUAAUAUCACCAUAUUAUCUUAUAGUCUUUCCAAGACUCUUUAUGUGUAUUUUAUCAUUCGUAUCGGAUUACUGCCUAUAUAAGAUAUGUUGUAUGUGUGGCCAAAACUAUAAAGUGAGAUUGAUUACAUUUGCAAGUUCAUAUGUAACGUUAACUUAUGCUACACGUGUGUUUUCAAAUUCCAUUGAAUUAAUAUUGACUUCUUUACUAUUAUUCUAUACCUCACAAUGCAUGGUAUACUCAGAAAAGGUCAUUAUACAGAGUGAUUAUCUUUCAAACAAAUAUGAUGAAGCUAAAAAUGGAGUGGAACGUGUUAAAUAUUAUAAACUUUUAGGAUCAUUACCUUCACAUUCUUUAAAUCAUUGUUUUAAAAUAGCUACCAUUACUGUUAUUGGUAUAUUUAACAGACCAACAUUUGUUGCAUUUGCAUUUCCUCCUGUAUUUUUUUGGUUACAAAGAGGUCUUGGUUCAAGAACUAUUGGUUUGCUUCAUUUUCAUAUAAGAAUAUUUACUUUUAUCCUUUGUGGCAUACCUGCUGCUAUUUUCUUUAUCAUAGUUGAUAGUUUUUACUUUGGUUACUUAACAAUGGGAGAGAUAGGAAAUUUGGAUAUUAGUUUGAAUAAUUUUGUAGUGACACCACUUAAUUUUUUAAAAUAUAAUGCCAAUUCUAAAAAUUUAGAAAGUCAUGGUUUACAUCCACGCUUUUUGCAUUUUUUAUUAAACAUACCUCUAUUAUACAAUGUACUUGGAAUUAUUGGAUUACUUACAUUUGCAAGGAUGUCAUUCAGUGGUUUAAAAGGAAAAUGGCUGGAAUUACCACGGAUACAAAGUAUAGUUAGUUUAAUGACAACAUCAUUUAUUGUUCCUGUAGCAUUAUUAUCUUUUUUUCCCCAUCAAGAACCUCGUUUUAUAAUACCUGUGAUAUUACCAUUGGUUUUCUUAUAUGCUCCAAAGUUAUAUCAUGUACCUGGAGUCGAUAUUACCUCACAUAUUAAAAAAAAUAAUCGAACUAAUUAUAUGCCACAAAAAAUAUUUAAGCUUACAAAGCUGCAAAUUAUUUGGUAUUUUUUUAACAUCAUAUUAUGUUUAUUUUAUGGUUUUGUGCAUCAAGCUGGAGUUUUCCCUCUAACAUCACAUAUGAGUGCUGAAUUGAAAGCUAAACCUCAUCUCACACAUAUACAUUUAUAUACAUCGUAUAUAUAUCCCAUACCAACUGCACUUUUACAUUUAAGAAAUACACAUAAAACAUAUGUUAGUAGUGACAAUCAUAAGUACCGCUUGACCAAAGACUUUUAUCUUUAUGAACAAGGUUCGAAGAAUAUGACAGAAGUGUAUAAUAGUAUUACACAAAAACUUCAGGAAUGUGAAGAAAAAUUCAAAUAUAAAAGAAUACCAUAUAGAUUGUAUUAUACAUUGCCUUAUAGUGCUGUAGAAGAAUUUGCUGAAUAUUUCCAAAAUAAUACUCUAUUAUUUAAGUAUUAUAUUGUAUGGACAUAUCCACACGUUUCGACUGAAAAAUUGCCAUCAUUAAAAACAAUUCUUGGACAUAUAAAUAUACAGAAUAAUAGCCUUUUUAAUCAGAGUUCAAUAAAGCAACUUAUAUAUGAUAUAUUUAUGUUUUUUCGACAGUUUAGAUUAGCAUUAAUCAAGAUUGAAAAAUCAACACAAUUUGUAAAAAAGACUAAAAAUUCAGUGUUUACAUAGAAAAAGUAAUAAAUAAAUUAUUCUAUAUUUUAUCAUUACGAAAAUCUAUUCAAAAACAAAAAUAUAAAAUUUU
Messenger RNA from Vespa mandarinia (Asian giant hornet), 2721 nucleotides. RefSeq names its product phosphatidylinositol glycan anchor biosynthesis class Z (gene PIG-Z). Gene Ontology annotation, biological process: GPI anchor biosynthetic process. Gene Ontology annotation, molecular function: alpha-1,2-mannosyltransferase activity. Gene Ontology annotation, cellular component: endoplasmic reticulum membrane. Lineage: Eukaryota; Metazoa; Arthropoda; Insecta; Hymenoptera; Vespidae. The record is from RefSeq and is a predicted model, not a curated record.